Messenger RNA from Anoplopoma fimbria (sablefish), 1639 nucleotides. It is a transcript of the gene katnbl1, whose product is annotated as katanin p80 subunit B-like 1. The record is from RefSeq and is a predicted model, not a curated record. The transcript has 10 exons. NCBI's taxonomy places the organism in Eukaryota, Metazoa, Chordata, Actinopteri, Perciformes, Anoplopomatidae. Gene Ontology annotation, molecular function: microtubule binding. Gene Ontology annotation, cellular component: nucleolus. The coding region runs from base 284 to 1099 and encodes 271 amino acids.
CCACACACCGGCGGUGUAUUCAUUUGAAUGGUACAACUCCUAAACGCUAGCGGGACCUACACAGAGAGGAGUGCUCUGGAGUUCAACCAGUUUUUCACGUUUUGGAUUUACACACCUGAGGAGACCCAGUGCGUCUUCACACAAUGAUCAGUUGUUUAUCCAGCAGUGUCUCACAGUGUGGAAGCUGGUAAGCAUGUCCGGCAACGAGAAGUCUUGAAGAUCAACCAGAAUAAAUCCAUAUGGCUCUCGGCAAUCCUGCCUGCAUUUUUCUCCUGAAAAGAACAUGAAGCAGGUGGAUAUUAUAAAUAAGGAAGAUUUAGAUAAAGAAAGAUUUCAAGUCCAUUACGGAAGACACAGCCCAGGCAAAGCAAAGCGAUUGUCAUCUUGCAAGAGGAAGGGUUGUCCAUUGGUGGAGGUGGGCUUAAAGCUGCACCGCAAAUCAUCAGAUGUAGGCUGUGCCCGUAAACCCGGCAUGGCCAACAAAGAAAAUGAGCUGACGUGCACCGAUGAUGUGCGGGGAAUGCACUAUGACAACUGCGGGCUCCCUAUGAACUCUGCAGAGGCCUCCAAGAUGGCAGGGGCCAGCUCCAAGUACAGAGACUUAACUGAACUAUCAAAGGACCAUGAAGCCAUGACUCAUGUCCUUUUCGGAAGGAACCUACGACUAAAAGUAGCCCAAACACUAUGGCGAAAAAAUGCCAGUGAAUUAGUGGCCUACCUAAUAAGAAUUGAAGACACAGGGGUGCUGCUUGACUGCUUACCUGUCUUAACAAAUAACCUUCAAACUGAAGCACCAUGUUUGUCACUUGGUUGCUGUGUUGACCUCAUGCCCCUUGUUAAAGUGAUUCUUGCCAGUAAAUAUGAAGAGAACAUCUUGGUGGGUUUACACUGGGUUCAAUCCGUCAUCAGGAAAUGGUGGCCAGAACUUUCUAAGAAUGAGAAAAGACUGCGGGACAGUUGUUCAGAAGACAGGAAUAUUGAAGUCAUGAAGCAGAGGCUGAAGGACUUGUGGAAGGAAGGAGCCCGGUUACGUUUGGUUCCAGGAUCUACGGGAGAGCUGGCAAAGGCCAUCGAGUCUUAUCUACUGCAGCUGCCCUGACGGUUGUCAAUGUAGCUCUGUGAGGAUGUGACCACUACUGCCGGAUCAUGGCUGUGUUACGAACUGAUAAUGACGCCAGAGAAGGAGACUGGUUCAUUCUGCCACUUAAACUAAACCCCAUUAUUGGGACUGAACUUGACAUUUCAGACAACUCCCUCAGUUAGAGCUGGAGACUCUUGCGGAGGACUGAGACACACCAACACACACACACACACACACACACACACACACAGCAAAUGACUGCUUCACAUUGAAGUGGACCUUGCGAAGGGGCAUAUUUAGUGGACCUCCAUGAGACUGGGUGUAACGUUGCUUUAUGAAGUGCCAAGCUCUUUGUCUCUCGCUACAUCACUCUUUGCCAUGGAAUGCAAAUGCACUUGUGGAAGUAAUGAAUGCUCCGCUGUUUUAAUGUUUUUUUUGCGCCUGGGUUCUCUGGAAUCAUGAACUUGAAUCUGCAACAGUCUUAAGUUAUUAGAACUCCUCUUGUUUUCACUUUGCCUCUUCAUAUGACAUUUGACUGUAUAAUAUAAAUUGUAAAAA